UCCGCGACCCUUCGCAGCAAGCAUUGAGAAAACGGUAGAGCCGCUCGUGCAGGCAGCAAACGCGUUGUCUGAAGCAAGGUGCCAAGUCGGAGUGGUUCACAGCCCAUUCUUCUGGUGUGUGUCGUAGGUCGUCUGGUCUGGUUUGUGUCGUCGCAGGAUAACCCGCCCGGUGGAAGGAUCCGUCGCCCGGAGUCAUCUGUCACGCGAUUCCCGAGCUCGUCGUCCUUUGCCCGUCGGUCGCUCAUUUUCACGGGACAGUUGCGCCCCGUCCAAGCUCAAGCUUUGUCACCGCUUCCUGUGCUCGCUGCGUACGUUGAAAAGAAGAAACAGGACGAAAAAUGCAGGCUCGAAGCGUUAUCCUGAACGCCAAACAGACCGUCGAUGCGUUGCGGACGCUGGUCGUGACCGCAUCGCCGAAGAAAUCGAUCACCAAAGCGGCAACGUCGGCCGCCGUGCAAGCGAUCCAGACGCGCGAUUACCAUGAGGUGACGGGCGACAUCAUCGUACCGUCGAUGGUGCAGGGCAUUGACCAUUUGCGCGAUCCGCGCCUCAACAAGGGUCUCGCAUUUACGCUGGAAGAGCGUCAAAUUCUGGGCAUCCAUGGGCUGCAGCCGGCCCGGUUUAAGUCGCAGGAGGAACAGCUGGAACUGUGCCGGAUUUCGAUCUCGCGCUACCAGGAAGAUCUUAACAAGUACCUGUACCUGGUGGAUCUGCAAGACCGUAACGAGCGGUUAUUCUUCCGCCUGAUCUCGGAGGACGUGGAGAAGAUGAUGCCGAUCGUGUACACGCCCACGGUUGGGUUGGCGUGUCAAAAGUUCGGUUUGAUCUAUCGCCGACCGCGUGGGCUGUUCGUGACGAUUAACGAUCGGGGCCAUGUGUUCGAUGUGCUGCGCAACUGGCCGGAACCGGACGUGCGUGCGAUUGUCGUUACGGACGGGGAGCGCAUCCUGGGUUUGGGUGAUUUGGGUGCUUGCGGUAUGGGCAUUCCGGUCGGUAAGUUGGCGCUGUAUACGGCGCUGGCCGGUAUUCCACCGCACCAGUGUUUGCCGAUCGUGAUCGAUGUGGGCACGAACAACAAGGAUCUGCUGGAGGAUCCGCUGUACAUUGGGCUGCGGCAUAAGCGUGUGCAGGGCAAGGAGUACGAUGAUUUCAUCGACGAGUUUAUGCAGGCGGUCGUGAAGCGGUACGGGCAGAACACGCUCAUCCAGUUCGAGGACUUUGGCAACCACAAUGCGUUCCGCUUUCUGGACAAGUACCGCAACACGUACUGCACGUUCAAUGACGACAUUCAGGGUACGGCUUCGGUGGCGGUGGCUGGACUGUUGGCCUCGAAGCGCAUUACCAACAAGCGCAUCUCGGAGAACACGUUCCUGUUUCUCGGGGCGGGUGAAGCUGCCGUCGGUAUUGCGGAUCUGGUGGUGAAGGCGAUGCAGGCGGAAGGCGUCGGCUUGCAGGAGGCUCGCGACAAGAUUUGGAUGUUCGACAUUGAUGGGCUGCUGGCGAAGGGCCGUCCGGAGGGUCGGCUCGGUGGACACAAAGCUUACUAUGCCAAAGACCACGCUGUGAUGAAGAACUUUGCCGACGUGGUGAAGGAGGUGAAGCCGUCGGUGUUGAUCGGUGCGUCGGCUGCGGGUGGUGCGUUUACGCCGGAAAUUCUGCAAGCCAUGGGCCAGUUCAAUGAGCGUCCGAUCAUUUUCGCACUGUCGAAUCCCACCUCGAAGGCGGAGUGCACGGCACAGGCGGCGUAUGAUAAUACUGAGGGUCGCUGUAUUUUUGCCUCUGGAUCUCCGUUCGCCCCGGUAAAGUAUGGCGGAAAGACAUACAUUACGGGCCAGGGCAACAAUGCGUACAUCUUCCCGGGUGUGGCAUUGGGUGUCAUCGUUACCGGCACGCAUCACAUCCCCGAGGACAUGUUCCUCAUUGCUGCACAAGUCGUCGCCGAUCACGUGUGCGAUGCGGAUCUGGAGAAGGGCUCGCUCUACCCACCGCUCAGUGCCAUUAAGGAAUGCUCGAUGGAUAUUGCGGUCGGCGUUACGAACUACGCAUAUCAGAAGGGUCUCGCCUCCACCUAUCCGGAACCCGAGGAUAAGAAGUCGUACAUCGAGUCGCACCUGUACAACUACAAUUACCAAAGCGCCAUGCCGGUUACCUGGCCGUGGCCGAAGCAGGAGGAACCGGCGAAAACGCGGGAGAUUAAGCCCACCCAGCUGCAGGCAUAAGCUGCCCCGGAACCAACCGCAUUGGGGAGUUUUAUUUCCAUCGGCAUCAGUUUCCACCAGUAUUUAUGUUGACAACGUUAUUAGGUCAUUUAUUUAUUUUAACCACCAUUGCUCUAUUUAGAGAUGCUGGGCCCGGAACAAGUCCUUUUACUUCUACCAUCAUCCUGCAGGCGUGACCUCGUUGAAAACGGGAAUUUGGAUACCCACGGCGCCGAAAAUAGAGGGCGAGAGAUAAACAGAGAGGGAGAGAGAGAGUGGAAAAUCGUAACGAUGUUCCUUUUUUAUCGUAAUAACCCUAAAGUAACCACUCCCUUUACGAUUAGCAUUAAAAAAAAGGCAGAUUAAUAUGAUGAUUGGUUGGAACAUUAUCUCACCACAGUGCUCCCGGACUCGGAAACGAGGUUAAACGAGGUCCGAUCGAUAGAUAAAAAAAAAUCUCUAAAACAAAUUUCAAAACUAGAAACAAAAUUUUGGAAUGGCCGUGACAGCGACUAGCGGAAUGUUUGUUUGAUUGCGUUCGUCUGGGCUUUGGGCUAAAGUUUAACCGACCGCGCUGCCACACACUCGAUUGUUGUCAAAGUAAAAUAAAACUAUUACAAACAAAAAGAUGAUUAAAAAAAUACUUACCGAGCUGAAGCGAGUCGGUAUUCGAGAUACUUGCAAUAAAAUGAACCGUUUUAUCAGACACGAUAAAUGCUCUGGAAGGAGAA
Molecule: messenger RNA, 2929 nt
Organism: Anopheles stephensi (Asian malaria mosquito)
Lineage: Eukaryota; Metazoa; Arthropoda; Insecta; Diptera; Culicidae
Gene: Men-b
Product: NADP-dependent malic enzyme
Exons: 4
Coding region: 339-2219 (626 amino acids)
Biological process (GO): pyruvate metabolic process; malate metabolic process
Cellular component (GO): mitochondrion
Molecular function (GO): malate dehydrogenase (decarboxylating) (NAD+) activity; NAD binding; malate dehydrogenase (decarboxylating) (NADP+) activity
Source: RefSeq, a predicted model, not a curated record